CACACCCAUAGAUAGCGUAUCAUGUAGGAACGUUUUGUACCAGCGUGUGAUAUUCAAAUUCUAGUAUACAACCAGUGAUAAACGCGAAAACACGUGUGUUAACAGUCCGCAAACAGUGAUAUCAGCAAAAUGAACCAAAGAUAAACUUGAAUAUAUAUAAAAAGUUUAAAUUUGUACAUUUAAUUAAUUUAAAAAGAAACAUGGAAUGUUUGAGCGGUCUAUGGAGAAGAGUGGUAGCCAAAGCGAAAUCAUGGGAAAAGCAAGAAUUAAAUGCGAGCCAGGUUAGAGAGCCAAUUUUCGGAAACCUUCUAACCAUCACGAUAGCUGAAGUGGCAGCCUACAGGAUCAUCAUUCAAGAUGUCAGAGUGGGAGCAUUGCCAUCGUAUAUGCCUUAUUUACUUAUAACCCUCGUAGCGAUAGUCGAAGCCAUUUUAGCCCCAAUUGUAUCUUGGUUGGGAUACAGAACGCGGAGGAAAAUGAUGCUCCUCUGGUCUGUUGCAUUGAUUGUGACAUCGUUCGCGUGGUUCCUGCUACCGACGCCUGACAGUAUUGAGGAGUCAGAAUUCUGCAACAGAUACGUACGUAAUCCAGUCAUUACAUACACUGGUUUGUCAGCGCGCACUGCAAUCAGGCUCAUCGUUACCAUAGUAACGGCUAUUUGCUUCUGUCUCUCAAGAGCGGCAACUUGGAGUCACUAUGUCGCGUACACUGACGAUUAUGCGCCGGAGCGUACUAGUGUCCACUAUGGUAUUAUCGUGUUAAGUCGAGUAAUACCACUGAUAUUCGGUUACAAAAUGCUGACAUUGAUAGUGGAACAGACUGUUCUAUUGAAAACGUUGAUAAUAACUAUAAGUACGAUAGUCAAUGGUAUAAGGAUACAUUUUUCCGUACCAAGAUCUGUGCCAGUGACAGAAGGUAUCAAGGUGCCGUCUAUGGAUGAUAGAGGUUUCUUUCAAAGUUUAAGUCGCGUUCUCUGCAAUCUGGUCGCCAUGACGCAGAUGGUAGCCAUGGGCCUCUUGGCAGCUGCAUUUUGGGGCUUUGGAUAUCAUGAAGAGGAAAUCGCUAAGACAAACUACAAUGUUUUGCCUCUAGCAUCGAAUCUGAACAAUCACACGGAAUUCUUCCGCUACUUCCUCGCUAUCGUCUCUGUUGUGUACGUAGGAGUUAAGCACUCGGCGCCAAUACGCAAGGAAUACGAAAUACAACGUGGUCUGAAGCAAGUUACCAAGAUGACCUUUAUAGCAGCUGUAAUGUAUGUGGUCAUUGUUAUGGUCCCACCCUGCAAGAAGGGUCAGGUCGCUGGAUUGGAGAAUAAUAGACAUUAUGUGCAUCCUACAUGCAGUUUGCCAUGUGGCUGCGUUCCAAGAUGGCGGGAGUAUUCCCCCGUGUGUGUGGUAGACACUAUGACGACAUAUCUCUCGCCGUGCGAGGCGGGCUGCGUAGGAGCUGAUACUAUUGACAAUUUGCCCGUGUACUCCAACUGUAGCUGUGCUGUAUCAGGCCGGGCGAUGCCCGGCGCCUGCAGCGACUACACCUGUCUACAUGGAUAUAACUUCCACCUGGCUAUAUUCACCAUUAUCCUUACUGUGUCGGUGCUAGCGUUCCAAUCGCAAGGCAUGGUGAUACUGAAGUCAGUGGACCCGCGGGAUAAAUCCGUCGCUAUGGGCGUGAUGUGGUCCGUAAUAGCUAUAGUUGCGUUUGUGUUCGGCCACAAUAUCUUCUAUUUUAUUGCAUUGAAAUCCUGCAGCUGGCUGACUGGUGAGAGGUGCCAACUGUUCAAUGAUCACUUCCCAUAUCUCGUGGGAUUCACCAGUGCUAUCUUAACUUCAAUAUCAGUAUCUAUUAACUUCAUAACGAAAGGUUAUUUACGAUUCAAGGAAAAAAACAGUGUGGCCCAAUCUGAUGAGGAAUGAAUUUAAGUAUUUAACAUUGUAGAUAGUUUAAGUAUGUGUCUGUGAUUUUAAACAAAAUAUGUCAACUUAGUCCUUAAAUAUUAUUUUAUAAUCAAAUUUUGUAUUUAAAUCGAUAUAGUUAAGAUUGUUUUGUACGAGUUUGAAGAAUCAUUUUUGAUUUAUAAUAUAAACCUUUUGUUAACACGUUUUAGAAUAGGAUCUUUGCAGGGUUUCGUAAUAAAUUAUUAUGAUCGUGUAUUAUAUAUUUUAUCUGUGCGUUUUAAAAUCGAGUAUUUUGCAAAUGUUUCAA
Molecule: messenger RNA, 2202 nt
Organism: Zerene cesonia (dogface butterfly)
Lineage: Eukaryota; Metazoa; Arthropoda; Insecta; Lepidoptera; Pieridae
Product: solute carrier organic anion transporter family member 1B3-like
Exons: 13
Coding region: 201-1913 (570 amino acids)
Biological process (GO): transmembrane transport; sodium-independent organic anion transport
Cellular component (GO): membrane
Molecular function (GO): protein binding
Source: RefSeq, a predicted model, not a curated record